GGAUCACGUUUAUUGCUCUCGCCACCAAAAGGGAAACUAUGCUGUGAUUUUUCUGCACAGAUCGUGAUUUUUUGAUACACAAUAAAAAUAGACAUUCCUAUAAACUCUGCUGUAUAGAUUACAUUUAUUUCUGUUGAGAAUGAUCCAAAUUGCCUGGGUUGAGACAGCAUUACUUGUAUUAAUGGUCUAUAUGAGAUCAGCAGACACAGCAUCUUGUCCACAUACACGAUUUACAAUGAGAAGUGUCACAUCAUGCCCUAAAAGUAAAGAAGAAUGGGAUCGUCGAGCUGAAAUAAAAAAAUGUUCACUUGUUUCACAGCAGUGUGGGGAGCUUGAGGAAUCUGUUUAUCAUUGCGUAAUUAAUAAUUUCGCCAACCAAACCUUCGAAGUCUGCGCUCCAAAAGUUUUAAUAAUUGGUCAUUCUUGUGUGGAGUACAAUAUACGAGGAGGAAUAGUUCAAGAAAGUCAAUAUGUAAAGUGUGCAGAGUCAUGUCCAUUCUCAUACACAUCUACAGACGUGUAUAAAUAUCAGGACUGUUUUAAACUGAAUGAGAGAAAAACUUGGACAGAAGCUAACGCUACUGACAUCAAUUCGAACUUCAAGAUCUCUAGGUACUCCUUUUAUUGCCUCAUUGACAUCAUAAAAAGAAAAGGAUGUACUAUGAAUAUGAUUGAUGUUUUGUAUGUGUAUUGA
Molecule: messenger RNA, 694 nt
Organism: Saccostrea cuccullata (small rock oyster)
Lineage: Eukaryota; Metazoa; Mollusca; Bivalvia; Ostreida; Ostreidae
Exons: 5
Coding region: 140-694 (184 amino acids)
Source: RefSeq, a predicted model, not a curated record